This is a messenger RNA of Pelobates cultripes (western spadefoot toad), 330 nucleotides long. The record is from the annotation of a GenBank genome assembly. Lineage: Eukaryota; Metazoa; Chordata; Amphibia; Anura; Pelobatidae.
AUGACAGCAAGUCCAGCUUACAUAGCCGUGGAGGUGAUCAUUGCUGUGCUGUCCAUCGUGGGGAACGUGUUAGUGUGUUGGGCAGUGGCCAUCAACAGCACUCUGAAGAAUGCAACCAACUACUUCUUGGUGUCGCUGGCUGUGGCUGAUAUAGCAGUGGGGCUCCUUGCCAUUCCUUUUGCAAUCACCAUCAGCAUCGGUUUCAAAACCGAUUUCCACAGCUGCCUGUUCUUUGCCUGCUUUGUGCUGGUGCUCACUCAGAGCUCUAUCUUCAGUCUCUUGGCUGUAGCCAUUGACAGAUACCUAGCCAUCAAGAUACCUCUCAGGUAA